Capsella rubella is the source of this 1205-nucleotide messenger RNA. Its product is annotated as cytokinin riboside 5'-monophosphate phosphoribohydrolase LOG8. Gene Ontology annotation, cellular component: cytosol; nucleus. Bases 112 to 729 code for a protein of 205 amino acids. Gene Ontology annotation, molecular function: hydrolase activity, hydrolyzing N-glycosyl compounds. Gene Ontology annotation, biological process: cytokinin biosynthetic process. NCBI's taxonomy places the organism in Eukaryota, Viridiplantae, Streptophyta, Magnoliopsida, Brassicales, Brassicaceae. The record is from RefSeq and is a predicted model, not a curated record. The transcript is spliced from 7 exons.
UUUGUCGCUUUAUUCGUUCAUUGUGUUGAUGCUUCCUCUUUUGGCGAUUAGCUUUAUAACGGCUUCUCGAGGAAAAGUAAAAUAAAGUUGGGAUUUUGCAGCUUACUAGUAAUGGAGCAAAAUCAGAGAAGCAGAUUCAGUAAAAUUUGUGUUUUUUGCGGAAGUAACUCUGGUCACAGAGUAGUCUUCAGCGAUGCUGCAAUCGAACUUGGCAAUGAACUGGUGAAGAGGAAGAUUGAUUUGGUUUAUGGAGGUGGAAGUGUUGGUCUAAUGGGUAUGAUAUCUCGGAGAGUCUCAGAAGGUGGUUGUCAUGUACUCGGGAUCAUUCCAAAAGCUUUGAUGCCUUUUGAGAUAUCUGGUGAGACUGUUGGAGAUGUAAGAAUUGUUGCAGACAUGCACGAGCGUAAAGCUGCAAUGGCUCAAGAAGCUGAGGCCUUCAUUGCGCUUCCUGGAGGUUAUGGAACUAUGGAGGAACUUCUGGAGAUAAUAACGUGGGCGCAACUCGGUAUCCAUAAGAAGACGGUUGGUGUUUUGAAUGUUGAUGGUUACUAUAACAAUUUGCUUGCAUUAUUUGACACUGGAGUUGAAGAAGGUUUUAUUAAGCAAGGCGCUCGUAAUAUCAUUGUUUCUGCUCCCUCGGCUAAAGAACUUAUGGAGAAGAUGGAGCUAUAUACUCCUUCCCACAAGCACAUUGCUGCUCACCAAAGCUGGAACGUUGAACAACUUUAAGAUUACUUGGGCAUGGUGAUAUUUUAUUGUCUUUUGGAUAAAGAAACAGUCUCUUAAGAAUUCGAAACAUCAAUAUGUGUUUGCAAAUUUUUCAAUGACAAUGUUUUCUCAAUAGUGCAGAGCUUUUGGUGUAUGGUUAAGGCCAUUAUGUCUUCGUCGUCUGUUUUUGUUUGAAAGUUGGGAAAUCAAUCAGAAUGAUCUGUCACGUUUUUUUUUGGAAAGAAAUUGUGACAGAUUCUAAGUUUGUAAAGCGACAGCUUACUCAACUCACAUGGAAGCAAUUAGAUAAUGUCUCUUUCUGAAAGCAACUUUGUCAGAACAAGACUAUUUGUUUCACUUGUCAUUUUUUACCUUACCUUAUCUCUCCCUCAGUUAGUUGUUUGGCCUAUAUGUGUACCCAUUUGAGUAUUCCACUUUGGAACUUUAUUACUCUUUGUCCUCUCACAUGAUUCUGUAUACUAGUGUUUUGUUAUGUU